AUGUCAUUAUUUGAAGCACUGGAAAACUAUGAAAUUUUACCUAAAAGACUCGAGCAAAGCGAAGCAGAUGUAGCAUUUUUAUUGAUGAUGGAAAUGACUGAGUCUGAGAUUGACUGGGCGGAUAGAACCAGUUGGAUUGGUGUGAGUGACAUUUAUGACUUAAAAUGGAAAUAUUUCAUCAAAUUCUUUUAUCUUUUCACAUCGGAAAAUUUUAAUGUUUUGUUCUCAUAUGUACAAAUAGGUUUUUGGUUUUUGAAAAUUCAAAAUCCCAAUCUCUAA
Messenger RNA from Clunio marinus, 279 nucleotides. The record is from the annotation of a GenBank genome assembly. Lineage: Eukaryota; Metazoa; Arthropoda; Insecta; Diptera; Chironomidae.